GGGAGAUCCUGGGUCGUGAGGUUCCCCUGCGUUUGGGCUCAUAUGCGCUUUCUGUAGACGUCCUCGCAUCCUGUUUCGUCUCGAAGCCGCUGCGGCGGUUUAUGCCGCAGGCGUAUCGGAUGUCGACAUUAUGGUCAUUGCACAUGCGUCGUUUUCGUUUUGUCAGUGGUUCGUGUAUAGACAUGUGUAGGUAUGUCGGUGUAUAUUUGUAUAUUGAUCGGCUCGAGAUUGCUCAGUAUGGGUUUUCUGGACUGGACUCAGCUUUGCUAGCCAGAGAGGACGGCAACGUGUAAACAAAUGCGGGUCACCUGAAUUUAGUCGGUCCCACAAGCGGUAUGAUUGCUUUAAGGUCUGGCUCCGUCUGGGUGAGGAUCCUCUUGGCCAGUUUCUGCUACUGCACGAGCGCAGAUGAAGUCAUGGACUCCUCCAUUGCCUGGCGCGACACAGUUGCUGAAGCUCGCGCGGGUGCAGCUGCCAUCGAGGGUGGCCUGGCUUCUGCGCGGAGGGCUCUUGGCCUUGGGGUCUCAGAUAAUGCGGACUAUGAGCUUGGACUGAUUCGUUCCUCGAUAUCGGCAGGCAUGCACGAGCUGAACAGCCUGCAGAGCAACAUGUGGGAAGACACGUAUCCUGCGUUGGGGACGGACUGCGCGUGGCGGUGUGCAUCAGUCGGGGGUUCUUGUCCUGCCAAGUGCUCCGAUCCGCUCAAGGGCAAAAGGCGGCAUAGGGCAAAAUUCAUAACGUGGCUUCGACAAGGCUUAUGUGACGUUUUCGAUCAGUAUCGUCGCUUGGUUGAGAACACGGCGCGAUUCGAGUGGUGGGGACGCCAAUGCACAGACCCAGAAAGCCCAUUGCGCGAGCGCGUGCUAGUCUCUGAGGCACAGGUGUGGUGCCUCUACCUGCGGCACAAUGUCACUUUGUCGAAUCACAUAGACGCUGUGACUCUGCCUCAGUUGAGGUUUGAGCAAGACGGACAUUCACAGCAGUUCCACGACGUGUACAGAAGUACGUUUGGCAAGGUCGCUCGUGGCCAUAAUACAGGAGAGUCGGUGGAAUUAUCUGAUAUCGAGCUGUUCGUCCGUUUGAGCGAUCUUGUGCAGCCGCGCAGGGUCUUCGUAGUUGGAAAUGCGGCUGGCUUCAGCACUUUGCUAUUGAGUUUUAUUUUCAGGAAUGCACCCAUUGACGUGAUCGAUGCUGAGAUUGAAGGCGACAGUAAUAGUGCAGGAUCUUCGUGGACUCGUUCGAUCGCGGCAGAGCAAGGCCGGGACGUUAAUCUUUUCACCGGGUUUUCACCAAACGAUACCGAGAAGGCAUUGCGCGGUCUACCAGGAGAGUAUGAUGUUGCUUUCAUUGACGGGUACCAUUCGGUUCAGCAGGUGGUAGCUGAUUUUGACGGUAUUUACCCGUACUUGUCGAAGAAGGCGAUCGUAGUGUUUCAUGACGUGAGAGGAAACCCUGAACCUGACAUUCUGCAGACCUGCGCCGUGUCGCCGAUCCCCCAAGAGCCUGGAAUUCACAAAAUUCUCUGCCGACUGACAGGCUCCUCCGUGUUUUACGUUACAUAUUUUGGUAUGGAUUUCCCUGUUCAUUUCGGAACUGGAUUGUUGUUUUUUGAUUGGCCAAAGGAUCUGAUCACGGGAGACCUGCGAUUUGGAAUCCAAGUGCACCCAAUAUGUGAUUGAUGAUGUAUCAAGAUCGUCUUGCUUCGACCCGUGUGCGGGGUGGCAGUUUGUUUGUUAUUUCUCUAUGCUGGAGACUUGCGAGGUCCACAUAUCGGAGCUGAAGUGCGGGAGGUGUGUGUGUGUGUGUGCUGUCUCUCGCAGUGUUGCAUUGGCACCAGUCCUAUUCAUUCACGCAUCUGUCGGCCACAGAUGCGUGCCCUGCGACUGCUAGUCGUGCGUCCUCAGCCGCCAGAGCGCGCGCAGUUCCAAUUUGACAGGCAGGUCUGCAUGAGUCCACCUGCAAGUUUCCGCAUGAGCCGCCCAUAGGCGGGCUUUGCAACGAGCUGUCUUGCAAGGCUGCGCGCUCUACGCUAUUGCUCUUUUGCCCAGCGCUUUGCUCGAAUGACUAGGCCAAAACAUAGGAGCAGCGUAAAGGUUGCAGCCGAGGUGGCAGCCACAGAAGAUUCUCCCCCAGUCGAGCGGGUUGCGGAGUCUAUCUUCCGCGAAGCUUUCUUGGCCCCUCGGCCUUGAUUUCAGGUGAGCACGCCUCCGCUGUCCUGCCGCUUCCGCGUCCUCGAGGAAGGGCGGAUGCGGACGUGGCAGGAAUCGAAGACGAGCAAA
Molecule: messenger RNA, 2279 nt
Organism: Prorocentrum cordatum
Lineage: Eukaryota; Dinophyceae; Prorocentrales; Prorocentraceae
Source: the annotation of a GenBank genome assembly